AUGAAUAGUAACAACUCAGGCUAUUCGUUAAAGCAUAAUAAUACUCAAGAUAACAAUCAUAAUUCAGAAGAUAGCGUUACUAACAAAACUGGUGAAUUAGACAAACUCCAUGUAAAAGAUAAUCAAGUAUUGUCAAAGGAAGAGAAACUAAAAAGGAGACAAGAACAGUUGGCCGCAUGGAAACAGAAGCGUCAACAUGAAAAUCAGGAGCCGCCUAGUCAAAAGGAUGUAACACCUGUGCCAGAUAUAUCGGAUAUAGAUCAGAAAAAGCUCAUACGCCAACAGAGAAUAGAAGAAUGGAAAAGAAAAAGGCUUCAAAAAACAGAUAAUUCUGAUAUAGGCCAGUCAGGGAUAAAGGCAUUUGAGGCGAAGAAUGACAGCCAGCACACAAUUAAGAUUAAUGCAUCAAUGAAAAAGACUACUAAUGAUCGUCUGAAGAAGAGGCUGAUCUUUGGAGAAGAAGAAGAAGAUGAUGAUGAGAAAGAUUCAAAACCAAAGUUUAAGAAGCCAUCUUUGGACUCAGCAGAAAUUGAUGACAGCAACGAUACAGAUGAAAAAAUGGUUGAUUCUGAAAUCGAUGAGUUGGACAAAUAUUUACUGCUUCUAGAAGAGAAAGAAAAAGGUGACUUAGGUAAUAGAAGAGCUGAGUACGAUAAUAUCAAUGAUGCAAAAGCGGAAGAUCUGGAAUUAGUUAAUGUUAACGAAUCUGAUGAUGAAGAAAUCGAUGAAGAUCAAAGACAACAAGAUAUACUUUCUUCUAAGUUGAAAAAACUUCAAAACAAACAGAAACAAUUGGAUGAUGUUGACCAUAGCGAAAUUAAGUACAAACCGUUCAGAAAGGAUUUUUACACUGAGCCAAUAGAGAUUCUGAAACUUUCACAAGAGGAAGUUGCCAAUUUACGUAUCAGGUUGGACGGAAUAAAAGUCCGUGGUGUUAACUGCACGAGACCCAUUCUUAGAUGGUCACAACUAGGGCUUCCGUCUACAAUGAUGUCAAUUAUUGAGGGAAAAUUGAACUAUUCUGCACCAUCGUCAAUUCAAGCACAAGCCAUACCCGCAAUCAUGUCAGGUAGAGAUAUUAUCGGUGUUGCAAAAACAGGAUCGGGAAAAACUUUAUCUUUUGUUUUACCACUUUUGAGACACAUUCAGGAUCAGCCACCAUUAAGAAAAGGCGAUGGUCCAAUUGGAUUGAUAAUGACGCCUACAAGAGAACUUGCGUUGCAAAUACACAAGGAAUUGAGCCAUUUCACCAAAAAAUUAAAUAUUUCAUCAUGUUGUUGCUUCGGCGGAUCAUCUAUCGAGUCUCAAAUUGCUGAAUUGAAGAAAGGUGCACAAAUAAUUGUUGGUACACCAGGGAGAAUAAUCGACUUGUUGGCUGCAAAUAGUGGUAGAGUAACCAAUUUACAAAGGGUGACUUAUCUUGUGCUAGACGAGGCUGAUAGGAUGUUUGAUAUGGGAUUUGAACCACAAGUUACUAAAGUUUUCACAAGAGUGAGGCCAGACAGACAAACCGUGUUAUUUUCAGCGACCUUUCCUAGGAAAAUGGAGCUUCUUGCAAAAAAGAUUUUGGAUAACCCAAUGGAGAUUGUUGUGGGGGGUAUUAGUGUUGUUGCAUCUGAAAUUACACAGAAAGUCGAAUUAUUCGAAAAUGAAACUGAGGAAAGCUUAGAGAAAGAUAAGUUUUCUAAAUUAUUGAAUAUACUAAAAGAAUAUGGAGAAAAAGAUGCUGAAUGUAAAAUCUUAAUAUUCGUGGAAAAGCAAAAUGCAGCAGAUGAAUUGCUAGUCAAGCUAUUGACGGAAAAAUAUGCAUGCCUUGCUAUCCAUGGGGGAAAGGAUCAAAUAGAUCGUAAAUAUGCGAUAAGAGAAUUUUCUUCUUCCAAUAGUGGAGUUAAUAUUUUAAUUGCCACUUCAAUUGCCGCAAGAGGGUUGGAUGUUAAAGGCUUAAACUUAGUUAUUAAUUAUGAGGCUGCAAACCAUAUGGAGGAUUAUGUUCACAGAGUAGGAAGAACCGGUAGAGCUGGGAGAAAAGGUACCGCUAUAACUUUUGUUUCUUCAAAACAAGGUAGGGCUGUUACUGAUUUGGUCAAAGCUAUGAGAUUGAGCAAAGUACCUGACGAUGAAAUCGACCCAAGGUUGAUUGAAAUAAGUACCAAAUUUUUAGAGGGAGUAAAGUCAGGAAAAGAAAAAUUCAAUUUUGGUUUUAGUGGGAAAGGGUUAGAUAACUUACAGGAGAUUAGAGAGAAUAAUAGAGAUUUAGAAAGAAAAGUAUAUGGAGAAGAGACAGAUUCUCCAGCUUUCAAAGUUAAUGAAAAGAAGAAAAAUAAAAAUGAUUCUUAUGAAGCCGACCUUGAUGUCAAAUUACCAGAUUUUCAUAUCAUUGAGGGAAGAGCUCCAGAAACGGCAGGACCAGAUAAAUGUAAGUUCCACUCUAGAAUCACUAUUAAUGAUUUGCCACAAAAGGCCAGAUGGAUUACUGUCAAUCGUGACAGUUUAUCAAAAGUUAUCGAAACAACGGGAACUUCAAUUACCAACAAGGGUCAUUAUUAUCCUCCAAACUCCAAGAUUCCUAAAACUGUGAAACAAAAUGGCAAAGAGGUCGUUCCACCUCCUAAAUUAUACUUAUUAGUGGAAGGUUUGACAGAAAAAGCAGUUCAUGAUGCAAUAAUGCUAUUAAGGCAGAAAAUGAUUGAAGGAUUAGAAGUAGCUGCUAAAGAAGAAUCAAAGGGUCCUACAGGAAAGUAUACGGUUUGA
Molecule: messenger RNA, 2751 nt
Organism: Debaryomyces fabryi
Lineage: Eukaryota; Fungi; Ascomycota; Pichiomycetes; Serinales; Debaryomycetaceae
Gene: PRP5
Product: DEAD-box RNA helicase
Exons: 1
Coding region: 1-2751 (916 amino acids)
Biological process (GO): mRNA splicing, via spliceosome
Cellular component (GO): nucleus
Molecular function (GO): RNA helicase activity; nucleic acid binding; ATP binding
Source: RefSeq, a predicted model, not a curated record